Messenger RNA from Cinara cedri, 5215 nucleotides. The record is from the annotation of a GenBank genome assembly. Lineage: Eukaryota; Metazoa; Arthropoda; Insecta; Hemiptera; Aphididae.
AUGGAUGUCAAAGCGAGUUUGGGCCAAAGUGAGUACUUACAAUAUCAUCGGUAUUUUCUUUCUCAAUCUAUUAUACGAGCGAAACAUAAUAAAAUCACAUUACAUAGACUAUAUAAAUCGAAGCGCAAAAAGCAAAAUUUGAAAGGGAAAAUAUUAUCGAGGGCAGUGCAUUGUAACUAUUGUGACAAUACUAUCGCCUCUUUAAAUUUUGUCAUCUUUAUUUAUACACUAAUCUAAUUUCAACCUAAACGGCACGAUUUAUGUUCUAACUUUGUAUGUAACGUGAUUUUUUCUAGGUCUCGCUUGUUAGUUAGACUAAUGCAAUGAUGACAAAUAAAUACGUGUCUCUAACCAAUAAUAAUUUCUAGCUUUUAGCUUUUGUUUAAUAUUUUUAGUAACACCUAGAACAUUUUGAGUAAAAAAACAAAUUUGUUUCAUAUUUCACUGUUAUCAUGUACAUAAUUUGUUGGUUGUUAUUUUUUAUGCAUGUAAGUUAUUUUACUAAUUUAGCUAUUUUUCUUUGAUUUAAAAAUAAUAUGACAAAAAGCAUCCAAAAAAGAGCCGUAUUUAGUUCUUAUCUUCGACCUUAUUGAAAAUUCUGUUCGCUCCUAAUAACUUGGUUGUUUUUAAUAUCGUGUCAGUCACAUAGUAUUGCAACAUAAUCGGACAAUUUUAUUUUGUAUAUUUUCCAAUUUGUAAUACUAUUUAUAUCGCUUAUUUGGUAACUUUAAGUGCAUAUUAAAGCACUACAAAUUAACUUUUUUAGUGCUAUUUCUUCCACGCCUUGUUACUGACGUUUGCAUAUAUUAUAUUAAUACCAACUAUGGGACAAGUAUAGAAGACUAUUGAAUUCGAAAAAGCGGUAUAUUUACAAAUGAUUUAAAAUGUUUAAUACCUACUAUUAUUAUUCUUACCAUAACUCGACGUUUCGUAUGUUUCAUAGAUGUGUUAAAAAUAAUUUGUUUACGGGUGUAUUUUUAAGAAUAUUCAAUUUUUGUAUUAUAAUAAUUGAAAACCUGAAAAAAAAAAUAAUAAUAAGGAUAAGAUUAAUAUUGAUGAUAUGAAUAUGCAUUAUUAUAUUUAUACAGAUAUGUAUAUGUAUUAUUUUUUUUACUAAAAACCCCGAAACUUUUUCUCGAGUUCAACCAGAAACGUUUGGACAAAUCAAAAAUAAUACUUUAUCACAGCUUUCUUGUAUAAUUUAUUAUAGUAAAUUUUGGAUGUAGUCGGAGCCAAGAACAAUGAUAUUAAUUUUUAAAUUCCAUACCUAAUUUUCUUCACAAUAAGAAAAAUUCGAAAAAAAUAAAAAAAAAAACUUCGGAAGAAUUGACGGGGUAUUUUAAUACCGAUGCUACGUCGAUUUUUAUCAAAAUCGAUUUUUUUGUCUGUGUUACGAUAGUUCAGUGAAAUAUAAUCGUACAUCACAUGUUAAUCGAUACCUGACAUUUUCCUCAAAUUAUGUUAGCGUUCUUCGGGCAUGAAAUAACUUCAAAAUUUUAAUGGCUUUAGGUUUUUAAAUUAUUUAUAGCUACGUACUUGAAAUUAUCAUUUUUUUAGGGAAAUGUCCAAAUUACACAAAGGCGGUGUUCAUCAACACCAUUCUACAUCCGAGAGUUUUCACGGGACUCACCGGGACCUUACAUUUUAAUAGCACCACUCAUUUUUUUGACAAGAAUUUGUUGGCUUACAGAAUGUUCAGUUCAAUAAACCCGAACAGAAACAAAUUCGAUUUUGGUUUUACAAGUACCAAAAUAAACAACGCUCCAGAAAAAUCCGGCGAGUAAGAUUCGACCAAAGUAAUAAUGUUAUUAAUUUUAUUUUAAUUUAUUUAAUUUUAUUAAAGUCGGUGAUGAUCACUGGAAUAAUAACUGUUGGCCAAAUUUAUAAUGUGGAUUUAAUUAAUCGAUGCGGAUACUUGAUCGAAAUAAUAAUAUAUUAUUGAAUUUUAUCUGUUUAUCUAAUCCUACUGUGCAAUUUUCUAUUCCAUAGACGUUACAGCGAUGUUUCAUGGAAACAUGUAAUAUUAUAAAUUGUGUUGCAUAGAUGUUACUGUAACAUUGCUGCAACUGCUAAUGUCCCGCUUUUGUAACUUUCAAUGGAAUGUUUAUGCAAUGUCGCUAAAUAAAUAUCCCAGUAAUAUUUAGCAUUAGUGUUAUAUGAAUGCUUCAAAAAAACAUUAUUUUAACAUUACCCACUGUGUAAUAUCACAUAAUUCCAUACAUAUGCAUGCGAUGUUACAGUAUGUUACGAUGUUUCCCCGUUUCCACCCGACCACCUCUAUCCCUAUCAAAGUUAACCAUUAUUGCGCGAUGUAUACAAAUGUCAAAUUUCGUGAAAAUAUUAAUAAUAUAAUAGUGUAGUAAUAGUAAUAGUAACAAUAAUAAUGGUGUUAAUUAUUAAAUGUUUUCUGGUUCGUGAUUAUUAAAUUAUCAUCCAUGUCACCAAAAUAAUUUAUAAAUCGACAAAUAAUAUUUAAUUUUUAAUUCAGCUGCUACUCUUUAGAGUAGGAAUUUUUAAAAAUACUUCUCUAGUGUAUGCCUACGAUAUAAAAUUAUCCAUUGUAAAAAUAUCAAGUCUCUAAUCACAGCAGUUUAAGCAGUGUUGAAUCAACCAGUCAGGACAAAGCCGCAUACACAGGAACUAAUAUACUUACUUAUAAAUAUAUACGUAUAAUAUAUAUAGAUAAUAUUAAUAUACGAAAAACAAUGGUCUACUUCUACUAGACCAAAAGGACAAAAGCACACUACUAUUAGAAUUAACUACAGUUUAUUAAAAGUAAUAAAACUUAGAUUAGAACAUAAAAAAUAUGUGCUAGUAAGUAGGUGCUAGGCAAUUUUUUUUAUUAUUUUGGUUUAAUACACAAUUGUCUCAUGGCCUCUAACGUUAUUGAUUGGGCCACACAGUGGCCCAAUAACAAAAUUCAAAUUUGAAAAAUACCCAUUUAGAAAACAGAUUGGAAAUAAAUCUUGGUCAAGAAUAUUGUACAUUUUUUUUGAUAAGUAGCUAGACUAUACCUAUGUAUAUUUUGGUAAGUAAUAUUUGAGUAAAAUCAUAAUACUACCAAUAAUUUCAAUUAUAAUGUAAAUUACAAAAAAAUAUAUUCCUAUGUAUAAUAAUUAUAAUUAUUUAUUAUAUUAUAUUAACUAAUAAUAAUUAUUAGUUAACAAUUUUUUUUUAAAAAAUUUCCUUUUGUUCAAACGCUUGAAUUCUUCUACGUUAUAUUUGGAUAUAAAUUAUUUUUUACUGGUAUGUUUCAGUCACAGCGGUCACAGUGGUAGUGGUAAGGUGUCACACUGGAAUGGGUCAACACUAGAAAUGGAAAUGGAUCAAAUGGGCAAAAUCUCGAGUAAAGUACGUUACAACGUGUUCGGUAAUCUGUGGACGCAAAUAAAUACCAAUGUGCUGGCGAAUUGGUCGAAAACCCAGAUUAUCCCCGCUACCGGGCUUGUCGAGUGGGUCGACGACAAAUUCAAUAUACAGGUGUCGACCAAUAAAACCACGAAUGAAUCAAACGAGCGUGAAUUUAAGAUGAAUUUCAUGAGGCAGUUGUCUGACCACUGGAUGUUGGGUGGCCAGUGCACAUUCGCCGCCGAACAAAAGCCGUCGCUGUGUUGGUUACCCAGGGUAUUAAAAGGUUACGAGGGCAUGCUAGGAUAUCAAAAAGGUCCGAUGACUUACGUAGCCACCCUGGACCAUUCCCUGUCCGCAGCUUUGCGGGUUAUGGCACGCAUUAAUUCCAAUAUAACAGCCUGUGUGGAAGUUAAGCACGAUCUGCGUGAAAAUAAGUCAAAAUCUAUGUGGUCACACCGAAUCGUCAUGACCGACAAAGUCGAAGUCAAAGGUGAUAACGUAUAUUACAUAGAAACUCGAUUUCCCUAGACGUGUUUAAUCUGCCUCUUUGAUCGCAUUUAUCCCAUACGCAAAUAUAUAUUCCAUUUCAUCUAUUUCACUCCUAUUCACGAGGCACAUCUCCCUAUAACAAUUAUCUUAUCUAACCAAUUUUUUAGUACAAUUCACAUGACUUUUCUCGUAUUUUCCCUAUAUAUAUUUUUAUCUAUAGUAACAUUUGACUUUUUUUCUACCAUUAAUUCAUACUUCUCCUAAACUACCUCUUACAUAAUAUUUUUAAUUGCGCAACCGAGUCAAUUCAUUCCUCGAGAAACCCGUCGAGAUCCGAAUCAACAAAAAACUAUAAUUCUGGAAAUAUAUCUCUCGGAAGAAGAAACCCAGAAAUCGAUAAAUAUGAGCAAAACGGAAAUAAGGGAUAGAAUUUUGGGAAUUUUCUGAGGAUAGAGGAAUCAAGGACUCGAAUGAAAUUUAUAUACACCGUUGGGUCUCUAUGACCUCUAAAAAGCUAAUACUGAAUACUAGAAUAUGAUAUUGUAAUCGGUUUUUAAAAUUUUAUUUUUUCAAUUCUCAUUUCACACAAAACGACCUUUUCAGAGAAUAUUUUAUAGAGCACCUACAGCAUGCCCCCCAUACGAAACUCACCGAAAAUUAGAUUUAGAUUUGGCAAUAGUAAUUUAUAUUUUAUUAAAUGUAUACCACGGUGAUAGUAUUUUUAUUUUUAAGUUGUAUUCUAGUUCAAAAUUAAUGUUGUAAAGAUCGUAAUCAAAACUAUGGAUGGACGAAAAAUAAAACUGAAAGCAUUGUAUGGUCUAUAAAUAUGUGGUAGUGGUUAGUAACAGUGGCGGAUUUUAAGCUGUAAACUGGGACUACAGAUACACGACCGUAACUUAGAAAAAUGUUGAGAGUGGGUGACUAUUAUAUACACUAUACAGUCAUACACAUAUAUAUUUUAACGUUUAACAUACACCAUUGAAAAUUCCUUUCUCCUUAGGUAUGGUCAUGAAUACUUACUUACUCGUUCAACAAUUUUGAAAAUAAAACAUUUCCAAACGAAGAUAUAAUGAUUCACAACGCCACAACGUUCCCUCCUCCCUCUAAAAUAAAAUCCAAAUUAUUUCUUAUUAUUUACAAAACCUAAUUAACUCGUUUCAAGCCCCUAAAGAAAAUGUUUUCCGUGUGUUAUUAUUAUUAUUAACACAGUGUAUCCUAUAUAUUAUACGCAGGUCAAAUAGAUACGGACGGAACGAUCACCGGAAGCGUCUUCUGGAAUUUCAUGAAAAAUUUCACGGUCAGUCUCAGUACGAAAUUGAAUCGCUAUAUGAACGAUUUCGGAAUGGGAGUAGAACUUAGUUAUACGGCUAAUUAA